GCACGACAUCAAACUCAAAAUCAGCGACUUCACUUUCUGAAAUGACUGCAUGAACAAUGGUUUGGCACCCAGUGUAACCAUAGCCGAUUUGCAAUCUACCUUCGAGAAACUAUAUGCCGACCUUAAACAGACCCAAGCUGAACUCAAACGAGCUCACGAGGAAAUCCAAGCAUUGCGUAACCAACAAGCUUCUGCUAAUUCCAAGUCCUUUACUGACUUAAAUGAUCCUCAAUUCCCACCUCUGCACCCCUCCUCCCAACCACUCCCUCCUUGGCGAGACGCAGCCCGGCUCAAUAGUAUCAAAGCCUCCAUGCUCGAAAAGCGUCAACAACGUCGAGUACAACGUGAGGAAACUGCUGCUCGAUUUUUACAACCACCUUCUGAGAACCAAGGUUUUCAGUAUGUCUAUAUACCGACUAAAGCCCGUGUGCCCGUCGGGCAAUUGAGAGGCCGUCUUCAUCAACUGGACAUUAGCAAUAGCCGCAUUCUUGACAUUCAUUACCCUACUCGCAAUGUUGUGGCUCUCCUUGUCCACAACGAUUAUGCGUCUGAACUGAAAUCCCACAUCCAAAAAUUUAAGGUACGCACCAAGGACGAUUUCAACCCCUGCGACGGUUCAAUCCUCAUGGACCACAAAUAUGAACACUGCUCUAAAGAAGAACGCGAUGGCUCUGCCCUUAUGCGCCAUAGUGAUCGCGUGAAGAAAGCCCUUACCUAUAUCCGCACCCCAGUCAAGGCAGCUGUAGCCCGUUAUUUCUACAAUCAAGCUGAAUCCUCUUCUGUUCUUUUAAUCACCGAAUCAUGGCUCCUCUCACCUAACAAGUAUCCUACAUCCUGGCAGCAAUUUCAUAUUUAUGGUCAACCUAUUCAAUCAAUCAAGAAUCGAGGUAGUCUUGUCAAUCAAAACAAGACCAAAGCCCUUGCUACUAUGAACCAACUCUCAGUUAUUGGUGCUAACCCUAAAGGCUUUUCUCCUUUCCUUGGUACUGCUUCUACAGCCACAUUGUUCGUGCUCAACUGGAAUACGGCCUGGCCAUUACCAGGAUCACAACAUUCCUUAGCAAACAACUGGAAGAUGCCCAAAACGUCUGUUUGCGUCGGAUUUUCGGCGGCUCUAACACAUCGUCCAUCACAGUAA
This is a messenger RNA of Rhizopus microsporus ATCC 52813, 1138 nucleotides long. RefSeq lists its product as uncharacterized. The record is from RefSeq and is a predicted model, not a curated record. Lineage: Eukaryota; Fungi; Mucoromycota; Mucoromycetes; Mucorales; Rhizopodaceae. The transcript is spliced from 3 exons. The coding region runs from base 50 to 1138 and encodes 362 amino acids.